Molecule: messenger RNA, 7268 nt
Organism: Silurus meridionalis
Lineage: Eukaryota; Metazoa; Chordata; Actinopteri; Siluriformes; Siluridae
Gene: smad10a
Product: SMAD family member 10a
Exons: 12
Coding region: 260-1957 (565 amino acids)
Biological process (GO): transforming growth factor beta receptor signaling pathway; regulation of transcription by RNA polymerase II; SMAD protein signal transduction
Cellular component (GO): heteromeric SMAD protein complex
Molecular function (GO): I-SMAD binding; RNA polymerase II cis-regulatory region sequence-specific DNA binding; DNA-binding transcription factor activity, RNA polymerase II-specific
Source: RefSeq, a predicted model, not a curated record
GUUCUGAUUGGCUGGCGCCUGGCGAGACGCUCACGCGCACCGUGUCGGCUAGCUUUUCCUUGUGUUAUUAUCGUACCGGGAGGGGAGAGAGAGAGAAAGAGAGAAGGAGAGAGAGAGAGAGAGAGAGAGAGAGAGAUGCUGGAGGAGGCUCGGAGGUUCAGUUCGGCGCGCUGGACCCUGAGCUGAUGUGACACGGGGAGGGGGGGAACCAAAACUUGGAUUUUCUACCUCACACUCUCCUUCUUGAGCUGAUGUCAGAAUGUCGGUGAACCCCCCCAGCAGUAACGAUGCCUGCCUCAGCAUCGUGCACAGCCUCAUGUGCCACAGACAAGGCGGCGAGAAUGAAGGCUUCGCCAAGAGGGCCAUCGAGAGCCUCGUCAAGAAGCUGAAGGAGAAAAAGGACGAGCUGGACUCGCUCAUCACCGCCAUCACCACCAACGGCGUCCAUCCCAGCAAGUGUGUCACCAUCCAGAGGACCCUAGAUGGAAGACUGCAGGUGGCCGGGCGUAAAGGCUUCCCCCACGUAAUCUACGCCCGUCUAUGGCGCUGGCCGGAUCUUCACAAAAACGAGCUGAAGCACGUCAAGUUCUGCCAGUACGCCUUUGACCUGAAGUAUGACAACGUGUGUGUGAACCCUUAUCACUAUGAGAGAGUCGUCUCUCCUGGCAUCGUUGGCCUCAGCCUACAGAACACAGCUCCUCCGGGCCGACUGAUUAAAGAGGAAUACACCCAUGACUGCGUUCAGAUGGAGGUUCCUCCUGGUUUGCCUACACAGCCAGACCACCAAGGGGCGAUGAGCCACCAUGGGAAACUCCCUGCACCGGAGCAUUACCCCCCACCACUGCCACCUUUACAGAUGCCACCCGAAGCAGCGCGAUGCCCUCCCCCUGCCAACCUCUACCCUAACAUGCCCCUCUCACCAAACGCAUCUGGCCCGAUGAUGUCCAUGCAGGCUGGUCACGGUGAGGGUCUCCUGCAGAUCGCAUCCCCUCAGGCUCAGGUCAUGACCCCGACUCCCCCUCCCUCCACGACCCCUCAGGCCCAACCUACUCAGAACGGCUACAACGGCUCCAAACACACACAGACGCAGGGCUCCUUCCAUACUACUUGGACGGGCAGCAGCACGGCCUCAUACACUCCUAUUGGACGCCAACCAAGCAGCAGAUCCCACCAACCUCCUCUCCACCACCCACAGUACUGGUCUCAACAUCACAAUUCGUCAUCAUUCCCUCCUCCAGUCUCCAACCAUCCAGGGCCAGAGUUCUGGUGCUCCAUCUCGUAUUUUGAGAUGGAUGUUCAGGUUGGUGAAAUGUUUAAGGUGUUGUCUAGCUGUCCUGUGGUGACGGUGGACGGCUACGUGGAUCCCUCUGGAGGAGAUCGUUUCUGCCUCGGGCAGCUCAGCAACGUUCACCGUACUGAGGCCAGUGAAAGGGCCAGGUUACACAUAGGUAAAGGCGUGCAGCUGGAGUGUCGAGGCGAGGGCGACGUGUGGAUGCGAUGUCUGAGUGAUCACGCCGUCUUCGUUCAGAGCUACUACCUGGAUAGAGAGGCGGGGCGAGCACCAGGAGACGCCGUCCACAAAAUCUACCCAGGAGCCUACAUCAAGGUGUUCGAUCUGCGUCAAUGCCAUCGGCAGAUGCAGCAGCAGGCGGCCACGGCUCAGGCAGCAGCAGCGGCACAGGCAGCCGCUGUGGCAGGGAACAUUCCGGGUCCGGGGAGCGUUGGGGGCAUCGCUCCAGCAAUCAGUCUGUCGGCAGCGGCGGGGAUCGGUGUGGACGACCUGCGCAGGUUGUGUAUCCUGCGUCUGAGCUUCGUGAAGGGCUGGGGACCCGAUUACCCUCGCCACAGCAUCACACACACUCCCUGCUGGGUGGAGGUGCAUCUCCACCGCGCCCUGCAAUUGCUGGAUGAGGUGCUACACACCAUGCCUCUGGCCGACCCCGGACCUUCUAACUGAAAGCAGGGAGAGAUAACUACAACACACACUCACAGACACACACACACACACACACACACACACACACACUGAGCAGGCACGGUUCAGGUCUGUGUUUCAGUACUGUCCAAAAAGUGUUCUGGUCGACCAUAAAAUCUAGGGUUAGGGUUACUUUACUUUGUUUAGUAUCGUUUAAAUGAUGUUGCCAGGCAAUGGGAAAAUUUGAUUUAGACUGUAAAGCUAAUAAUCUGGCUAAGUAGUGCCACUAAAGUCUUAAUAGAGCUUAAUGUAAACAUGAAAAGACAAUAAAAACAUGACAAUCUAAUCUGGAAUGCAAACAUUUACCUCAGAAAUGCUGGUGAAUUAGUAGAAAAAAGACUUUGUACUGCUAAAAUUAUGCUUUUUCACAUUUAGCAUAAAGUACAAAUGGAAUUUAACCAUUCAACAAAAGCAUCAACAUCGUGUCAGAAAUCCCACUAAACUGGGCAGAAAACACGACCCGGUAACAUUUAUUCACCUCAGAUGUGUUGAUUUUAUGUGAUGACAUUAAGACAUUGGUUAGUUGAACGAGGUGACGAUUUCACACUUGGCUACAAUCUGAUCCACAUGUUUACACAUCUCAUUGUUCCUUCUCCUGAUGUCCUCACAAUCAGGUUCAAAUCAGAAACCAGUGUUUUAUUUCUCCUUGGCGAGCCCUAAAAUUUCCUACGUUACAUACGAGGAACACGUCUUAUUGACUCGAUGUAGAGGAAAAACAGAUGUUAGGAUAGAGGUUGGGGAUGGUGGGAUGGGGUACAGGAGUGGGGGAAUAAUUGCAAGCCGCUAAGGGUGCGUUAAGGACAGUACUGUAACACCGGCUUACCGUUUAUCCUUCAUCGGAUUCAUCCGAAUGCAAUCUAUGGAGCUGUUUCCAUAGCAACGGAAUGUACUUUUUUUUUUGAUGAAUAGAUGUAUGUAGUUAAUUUAGCACUGCCUCUUUCUCUUCUCAUAAUGCAACUUUCCUCUAGGCAUGUCCCGAUAAUCAGUUUCAUAUACGAUAUUUACGGUUGUAUGUUUGAUCGUCGGUAAAAAAGGAUCCCUGUGUGUGAACUCAGGAGAAGGUUGUCGUGCUCUGCUGCAUCAUGAGCACCCUGUGAGAUAAAACCUGCCUGAGUCGUUCCGUUUUAACAAAGGAUUGUAAAAACGUCAUAAACUGCAAUAACAGAUCAGACGGUUUCAGCGUUAUAGGAGGAUUGGAUAUUGGCACAUGCCUAGCUUUCACAGGGUUGAGUUCAGGGAAAUAGUAUAGCUUUACUGCCCCGUACUCUCUCAGAAUUCAGAACGUGCUAAACUCUACAUUUCCUGCUCACCUUCAGGUGAAAACGGUGGUCCUUCAGGUUUAAGGUUCGGUGGCUUGCUGGGUUGUCGUCAGACCGAACCAAAUCAGUGAAAAAAGAAAAAAGAAAAAUGUAGCAGAAUGGGAAAUAAUUAAAAGGUAGCUUAUCGUCAUGAAUUUACGACGAAAGGACAGAAGAACAAUGGACAGAAAUUCCCCAGUUCCCACAACAUUACUCCAUUUCGAGACGUUCAUAGAUCUGAAACAUGAAAGCAAAAUAUAACCACUUCAUAUUGACAUAUUGGCAUUGCAAUAGAUUUUAUGUUGCCCCCCCUUUAUUUUUCCUAAUUGGUUUAGCCCAAUUCUGACCCACUAACUAUAGUAUCAUUUGUUUUAUCGCUACAAAUUCUCUGGUAUAAAUUCUUACUACUGGUUGCAAUAGUAAUCUGAAUGGUUAGAGCGACUAGCAUUCCAUUUUUGAUGACCAGGAGGUCAGGAGACCAUCUUCAUCAUUCAAGCGAUGGACACGCCCAUUUCAGCCAUUCACUGUACAAGUAUUUUAAAAUGUAGCCUAACCAAAGCGCUAUCUGCCCUCUUCAACAUACAAGAGCUCACACUCGCCUGUGAUUGGCUAAUGGCCAGGUUCUUCUGUUGCAUUAAACGUAUAAAAAAAUGGCAAGAAAGAAAAGGUAGAGUUUAGUACUGUCUUUUUUCUGAGAGUGUGCACAGGUCCAGGUUUGCACAUGGCUGAACGAUAGUAAUAAUUAUACAGAAUAUUCAUGUAUACAGAAUGAUUCUACUCACACACACACACACACACACACACACACACACAUAUGCACACAUACGCACGACUUCUGCAGGUUUUGUUAAAUGUCUGAUGAAUGGCCACACCUCAGAAGAACUGUUCAGGAACCGUCUUCAAGCGGGAAAAAAAAACACAGGACAGACCUCGAAACCAGAACUCUCACAAUAUAUCCGUGCUUUGUGGUCCUCUGUGUGUGUGUGUGUGUGUGUGUGUGUGUGUGUGUGUGUGUGUGUAUUGGUGUGGAAGCCACUUCACCUCCACGUCCUGUGCUCAUCCCGAGCACGGCCUUCGAGCUCGUUUAUUUUCAUAUGAAAGAAAAAAAACAAAACAGGAAAAAAUCCACAUACGUCAAGUUCAGCUUUAAAUCGGUGGUGUUUGGUGUUCGUGGUGCCGCAGUGUUCGUAAGCAAAUCAUCUGCCGUGUGGUGUAGACCAAAGCCUCAGAAUACCUCAUCGUCAAAUCGAACAUGGACCCUGAGCCUGGAUUUAUGUUCGUAACCAAAAAAUAUUUUCAUCUCUUUCGUUUUUUUUAAAAAAAAAAGGAAGAAAAAAAAACAAGCAUCCAACACACAGGAAGUGACUUAAUGCUUUAUUUGUUUUGGGGCAGAUCUUUGGUGACUUCAUGAGCCCAUGUUGGUUUUCACAAUAACUUUGAUCUGUUUUACAUAUUAGGGCUGUCAAAAUUAACGCGUUAAUGCAAAUUAAUUUUAACGGCACUCAUUUUAUUAAUGGAGCGAUACCCCCUGGCUACCGAUAUAAAUCUUGCCCAAAGCCUCUAAAUGUUUAAAACAGGCCCUGAAGUAAAUAAAUAUAGAAGAGGUGAAAAGAAAACCUUUAACCCAAUUUACAAUGUGUUCAAGUCAAACUGAGAUGUUUAAUGUUUCAGGUAUAAAAAUGGAUGCUAGCGUGAUGGCAUUACACACAGUAGUUAGUGGUUAGCGUGUCUUAUUACUGAUAGGUGGCGCACAUGUCGCAGGCCGGUCCAGAGACCGUUAAUCAAAUUGGCAGACAAUUAAUUAGUGCAUGGACAGCGUGUGGUGCUGAAGUUUCUUGUGAAUGAAGGCAGAAAACCUAUGGAUAUUUACAAAAGACUAUGAGCAUAGUACGUUACUAUAUAUAUAUAUAUAUAUAUAUAUAUAUAUAUAUAUAUAUAUAUAUAAAAUCUGAAGUUUGGAGACUAGCUUUGUUUACAAGAAAAGUCUUAAUUUGUCUACAUUUCCACAGUAUUUCCUCCAAAAUAGUCCCCUACAGCAGGGCCCUUUGAGCUGGAUCUUCAUCUUCAGGACGAGGGCUCCGCAUGGCGAGUAGGGUGGGUGUCGAAGUGAAACCAUGUUCUUUGCAGCGAGAACUCACAUGUGACAUGGUCAGAAUAGCACCAGUUGCACGACUCCCGAUGUAUACAGGAUGAUGUCUUUUGGCACACUGACUUGAAGGUCAGUGCUCCCUGUGACUGUGCGUGAAGCCCUGUGCUGCCAUCUGUUGGCAUCUUACAAAAUGAUUCUCAAAACUUUCUGAUUCCAUCUCAUAUAUAUUUAUAUAUAGUGGUAUAUUGUAAUAUAGUAUACUGUCAUAUCUUUAGAUCAUAACAAAUCUCUUUUUUCUGGACUAGAAUGUUUAUUAAUAUGCAUUUUAGAUCACAGAUCAUGGCCUCCAUCACCCUAGAAAUUUACCUUUUUAUAGAAAAACAUCUACAUCUCAGAUUCUCGAACACAAUUGUUCAAGCUCUUUUACACUACUGUAACUCAUCACAGUAUUGUAUGAAUUGUAUGUGUUCAGACAUACACACACUGUUUGGCCAAAAGUCUGUGAACACCUGAGCAUAAUAUGUGUAUGUGCUUCUUUUUGUCCAAUUCCACAUUCAGUCCCCAUUCGCUGUUAUAAUAAACACCACACUUCUGGAAAGAUCCACAAUUUGAAUUCCAGCUUCACAGGGAGAAAAAAAGGUUAUAAUUACAGUAUUAUCAUCACGUUUGCUGUCAGUCAUGUGACCUUGCCGUUGGAUUUUUGAUUUACAUUUCAUAGCUUGUUUUUAUACUGUUUUUUACAACCAUGAUGAAACCCUGGACUUCGUUCAGUAUAUUGCCAAAAGUAUUGGGACACCGUACUAUUCCAGCCAUAUGUAGUUCUUCUUCAAACUGUGAGCACAAAGUUGUUGCAUGAAAUUUUCCCUUUGAUUGACCUAGAAAACCCAAACCAGGUCUUUCUAGGACAAUGAACCUGUGUACAAAGAUGUCUCCAUGAAGAUCUGCUUUAUUUGGGUUUGGAAGACCCUUAUAUCUGAAUGAGCACAAAUCUCAAAAUCUAGUGGAACAUCUUCCCAGAAGAGUGGACUUUAUUAUAAAAAAAAACAAAUAGAGACCAAAUGCAGGAUGGGACGUUCACUCUAAUUCUCAGGUGUCCACAGAUAUUUUUGUCCAUAUAGUGUAUUUCACAUGACGCAGGCUCAGGUCACCCAGUGAACUCCAAGCGUCUGGGAAAUUUCAUGAAGUACUACGUCAUUUUUCCUUAUUUUUCAAAUAGAAAACAUCCAGCGUUACAUGGACACAUGUCUUUAGACUCCUAGAUCAAAUCACAGAGAAAAUGGAUGUGUUUCCCCUCCCCCGCUCCACAAGCUUGAACUUGUACAUAAAAUUGAAUACGCGAGCUGUUCGGUGUGUUUCAGCAUCUCUUAUGAAAUAGAAAUUAGUUUCGCUAACACGUAGCUUGCUCAUUAAUGUAGCGUGGAAACAAACCUGCUGCUGCAUCUUUUAGAACUACGCCUUUGUUAUAUAUAUAUUUUUCGGCCAAGGUCAAACGAAGGUCGGCAUCUCCCGCGAGCCGACUACGCCUGCCAUUGUGUGAAAGUAGGUUUAUUUAUAACGCCUUGUGACACCCCGUCCCCAAUUAUGAUAUAUUUCGGUGUUCUGUUGUAGCUUCUCCAAGACUAGAACUGAUCGAGUGCUUGGCCCCCUGUUUGCCUCUGACGCUUAACGAAGUUAUAAAGUACAUGAUGAAAUCAUGACAAUCAGUGAACUGGAGAAAUCCAGAAAGCAUUCCACGUGUUUCUUACCCAGUAUUUAUCCCUGUGUGACCUGCUGUGAAAACUGGACUAUUUUAUGGAUAUUGUUCUUUCAGUUAUUGUUGUAAUCAGAAUGAUUUUAUUGUUGAAGGAUGUUCGGAUCCUGUAUGUUGACUGUACACCAAAGUUAAGUAAAAAAUCAUUUUGAUACA